Molecule: messenger RNA, 1395 nt
Organism: Parnassius mnemosyne (clouded apollo)
Lineage: Eukaryota; Metazoa; Arthropoda; Insecta; Lepidoptera; Papilionidae
Source: the annotation of a GenBank genome assembly
AUGGAAGACGAAUUAGAGGAUAGAGUUUUACAUCAAACUUAUGUUUCGUUCAUGAAAAUAUUUUCACGUUUUACCAGUAGUAUUGCGUUUGAUACUCCGGUGAGCUAUUUAUGGAAAAUGGUGCGUCUGUAUUUGCUACGGUCGGAGGUUGUCGUGUUCACAUUAGGUAUUAUCAUAUUGUUCAUGUAUCUACAAACAAUUGAAUUAUGGAGUCGUACACUACUAAGCAGAUUAUCACAAGCUUUGUAUCCUCUAAGUGCUGUUCAACGUAUGAAACUUAUGGAAGCUUCAAGUUCAGAUAAACAAAGCUGGGAAUUAAAGGGCUCACUAAGUGCAGCUUAUGCAAUCAAAGGCCGAAGAAUGCAUAUGGAGGAUAAAUUCAUUAUUAAUGAAAACAUAAAUAACACAGGAAUUUCACUCUUCGCUAUAUUUGACGGACAUGGUGGUGAAUUUGCUGCUAAUUACGCAAAAGAUCAUUUGAUACAAAAUCUGUACAAUAAAGUAGUUGAGUUAAAUGCAUUUAAAGACGGAAAAAUAAUUAAUCCGCCUUCACAUGAUAGUCAAGAAACACCAAAAAAAGAGCAAGAGAUUAAUGUCAGUAUUGAAAGAAAAACCAGCUUUAAAAAAUCUGUAAGCGCUGCUGAUGAUUCUUCUAAAAAGGAAAUAACUGAUCCUGAAUUGUUAGCUCAACUUUCUAAAGCUAGACCUAUUACUAGAGAAGUAAGAACAACCACUAAACCUGUAAAAAAUAUAACUGUACCUUUGUCAAGUUAUUUAGAAAAGGGAAAGAUUAACUUUGGCAAACUAUUGACAGACGAAGUUCUUGCUGCAGAUAGACUUCUUGUUGAAGCAGCAAAAAGAUCAUUAAAUGUGGCCGGCACUACUGCAUUAAUAGCUGUUUUAGAAGACAAUCACCUUAUUGUUGCAAAUGUCGGUGAUUCCAGAGGUGUUAUGUGUGACUCUAAGGGAAAUGCUAUUCCUGUGUCAUUUGACCAUAAACCCCAACAGGUAAGGGAACAGAAACGAAUAGAGGCAGCAGGAGGUUAUAUUGCAUUUAAUGGUGUGUGGAGAGUAGCAGGAAUCUUAGCAACAUCUCGUGCGAUGGGUGACUACCCCCUCAAGGAUAAAAAUUUUGUUAUUGCAGAUCCAGAUAUACUUACUUUUAACCUUGAUGACCACAAACCUAUGUUUUUAGUUCUUGCUUCAGAUGGAUUGUGGGAUACAUUCUCUAAUGAAGAAGCUGUUAAAUUUAUCAAAGAAAGAAUUGAUGAACCAGAUUUUGGAGCUAAAAGUUUGACACUUCAAGCCUAUUACAGGGGUUCUGUAGACAACAUUACGGUUCUCAUAAUAAACUUUUUGCACAAUAAGAUAUCUUCAUCAAAUAUUUCACAGUAA